AUGGGUGUGGUUGGCUUCUUGAGUACAGGUGACCAGGCAGCUAAAGGGAAUUACGGUUUGCUGGACCAGAUCCAGGCUCUGCGUUGGACCAGUGAGAACAUCGCAGCCUUCGGCGGCGACCCGUUACGUAUCACCGUGUUCGGCUCGGGCGCCGGAGCUUCCUGUGUCAACCUGCUCACUCUGUCUCACUACUCCGAGGGAAACCGCUGGAGCAACUCCACCAAAGGACUGUUCCAGAGGGCCAUCGCCAUGAGCGGCACAGCUCUGUCCAGCUGGGCUGUCAGUUUUCAGCCAGCCAAGUAUGCCCGGAUGCUGGCCCGUAAGGUGGGCUGUAACUUGGAGGACACUGUAGAGCUUGUGGGGUGCCUUCAGAGAAAACAUUACAAGGAGUUGGUGGAUCAAGACAUCCAGCCGGCCCGCUACCACAUCGCCUUUGGACCUGUUAUUGAUGGAGACGUUAUACCUGAUGACCCUCAGAUACUCAUGGAGCAAGGUGAGUUCCUCAACUACGAUAUUAUGCUGGGAGUUAACCAGGGCGAGGGCCUUAAGUUUGUGGAGCUUAUCGUGGACAACGAAAAUGGCGUUCAGGCUAACGACUUUGACUACGCCGUGUCCAGCUUUGUGGAUGACCUCUAUGGCUACCCAGAGGGUAAAGACAUCCUCCGAGAGACUAUCAAGUUCAUGUACACAGACUGGGCUGAUAGGCACAACCCGGAGACCCGCCGGAAAACACUGCUGGCCCUUUUCACCGAUCACCAGUGGGUGGCACCGGCCGUCGCCACAGCUGACCUGCACUCCAGCUUCGGGUCACCGACAUACUUCUAUGCCUUCUACCACCACUGUCAGACAGAACAGGUACCGCCGUGGGCAGACGCAGCACAUGGAGAUGAGAUCCCGUAUGUGUUUGGCCUACCAAUGAUUGGACCAACAGAGCUGUUUCCCUGCAACUUCUCCAAGAAUGACGUGAUGCUCAGUGCCGUAGUCAUGACCUACUGGACAAACUUUGCUAAAACAGGGGAUCCUAACCAGCCUGUCCCCCAGGACACCAAGUUCAUCCACACCAAGCCCAAUCGCUUUGAAGAAGUGGCAUGGACACGCUACAACCAGAAAGACCAGCUUUACUUACACAUUGGCCUGAAACCCCGUGUCAAAGAGCACUACCGUGCCAACAAGGUCAACUUGUGGUUGGAGCUGGUUCCUCAUCUGCACAGCCUCAACGAGGUCACCCAACUCAUCCCCACCACCACCAAGAUCCCUCCACCGGAGGCUACCAAUCGCACACCGAAUACUAAGGCUAUGGUGACCAAGCGCCCUAACCCGACUCCUUUCCCUACCGAGACCCAGGACAGCCACAUCCAGCCACACCUGGUGGACCAGCGUGACUACUCUACUGAGCUGUCUGUGACCAUUGCUGUAGGUGCUUCCCUGCUCUUCCUCAACAUUCUGGCCUUCGCUGCCCUUUACUACAAGAAGGACAAGCGCCGGCAUGAUGUCCACAGGCGCUGCAGCCCCCAACGGAGCGCUGCCAAUGACCUGGCUCACACUCAGGAGGAGGAGAUCAUGUCCCUGCAGAUGAAGCAGCACUCGGAUCUGGACUGCAGGGGAGUGGGCGACUCCCUCCACCCACACGACGUGGUGCUGAGGACUGCCUGUCCGCCGGACUACACUCUGGCGAUGAGGCGCUCACCGGACGACAUCCCGCUUAUGACACCAAACACCAUAACCAUGAUCCCCAGCACCAUGGGGGGGCUCACCUCGCUCCACUCUUUCAACACCUUCCCUAGCAGCGGGCAGAAUAACACCCUGCCCCACCCGCACCCACACUCACACUCCACCACCCGGGUAUAGCCCGGUGGAAGCACCCACGCAGGCAGGACUCUGAUGGCUGAGCCAAAACGCCACUGCUGCAGCAGAGACAUUAGGCCGACAUGCUGACAACCACAGAUAUGUCAGGAGCUGAAACGCCAGCCUGGAAUUGCGAGACACCAAUGGAAUUACACUGGGAUUGUACAACACCCUGUUAAUACCUGAGGGAAUAUAGUCAAGGGAUUUCUGGGGGUUUGGACCAGAUGAAAAAAAAAAAGAAUAAAUAUGUUUUUGUAGAAAAAUAAAAGACAAGAAUAAAAAAGUACAAAUAAGGAGUUGAAGAAAAACAACUUCACA
This is a messenger RNA of Cottoperca gobio, 2163 nucleotides long. Its product is annotated as neuroligin-1-like. Bases 1 to 1848 code for a protein of 615 amino acids. Gene Ontology annotation, cellular component: membrane. The transcript is spliced from 8 exons. NCBI's taxonomy places the organism in Eukaryota, Metazoa, Chordata, Actinopteri, Perciformes, Bovichtidae. Gene Ontology annotation, molecular function: neurexin family protein binding. The record is from RefSeq and is a predicted model, not a curated record.